This is a messenger RNA of Rana temporaria (common frog), 4659 nucleotides long. Its product is annotated as gastrula zinc finger protein XlCGF26.1-like. Gene Ontology annotation, molecular function: DNA-binding transcription factor activity; RNA polymerase II cis-regulatory region sequence-specific DNA binding. The transcript is spliced from 4 exons. NCBI's taxonomy places the organism in Eukaryota, Metazoa, Chordata, Amphibia, Anura, Ranidae. Gene Ontology annotation, biological process: regulation of transcription by RNA polymerase II. The record is from RefSeq and is a predicted model, not a curated record. Bases 170 to 2248 code for a protein of 692 amino acids.
GGUGAGUGGAGAUCAGCAGUCUAUGGAGGAGGGGGAAACUCUUAAUUCUAUGAGAGGACAUUCUACUCUUGAUACUAAAAUGUUAUUUAUCCUUGGGAUGUAGGGUGAAGAACCGAAAGAGCGAACAGCUAAAGAAGAAGAGAGGUUGGUGAGUGGAGAUCAGCAGUCUAUGGAGGAGGGUUGUCCUCUGUAUUCCCGGGAUUCCACCCAGGAAGAUCACACCUAUAAAGAGAAUGAUCAGCGUGAAGAACGGAAAGACAUCAAAGUUGAGGAUAAAGAGGAAGAAGAAGAGAGGUUGGUGAGUGGAGAUCAGCAGUCUAUGGAGGAGGGGGAGAAGAUUAUGGAAAGUAAACAGGAGGAAUCUUCUCUACAUAAGGACACAAAUGGACGCUUUGUUCUGAAAACCUUGGAAGGAGAUCCAAUUUUAUCUCCCGAUCUCAAGGCAGAAGAUGAUGACAUCACACAAUGUUCUCCAGGAGAAGAUCCCAUUAUUCCAACCGCACAUCACAGACCUUCCCAUCUGGAGGGAUCAAUGGAUCCUUCUAAUCCUGAGGAACCUUCUGAUGAAUCCCACACUAUGACUUCAGUUGUCCAUCUGAGAUCUCACAGUGCCGAUCAAUCAACACAUCCAUCCAAUCCCAUGAAGUCUUCUUUAUCUGAUGGAGAUCCUACAGGAGGGAGUUCCUCGCCAUCUCCAGAUUGUGAGAAACCUCUCACUUAUAAUAGAGCACCACCUAUACAGCAACAAAGUCCCUCGGGUGAGCAUCCCUUUUCAUGUUCAGAGUGCGGGAAAUGUUUCACUCAAAAAGGAGCUCUUUCUAAACACCAGAGAAUUCACACGGGGGAGCGUCCUUUUUCAUGUUCAGAGUGCGGGAAAGGAUUCACUCAGAAACCACAUCUUGUAAUACACCAGAGAAUCCACACCGGGGAGCGUCCUUUUUCUUGUUCAGUGUGUGGGAAGUGUUUCACCAUGAAACAAUACCUCCUUACACACCAGAAAGAAAUUCACAAGGGUGAGCGUCCCUUCUCAUGUUCAGAGUGCGGGAAAAGUUUCACUACGAAACAACAUCUUUCCGUACACCAGAGAACUCACACGGGGGAACGUCCUUAUUCUUGUUCAGAGUGCGGGAAAAGUUUUACUAUGAAACAACACCUUUUCGGUCACCAGAGAAUUCACACAGGUGAACGUCCUUAUUCUUGUUCAGAGUGCGGGAACAGUUACACGUCGAAAGGUGACUUUGUUCACCACCAGAGAAUGCACACGGGUGAACGCCCUUUUUCAUGUUCAGAGUGCGGGAAAGGUUUCACUUUGAAAAAAAUGCUUAAUUUACACCAGAGGAUUCACACAGCUGAGCGUCUUUUUUCAUGUUCAGAGUGCGGUAAAAGUUUUGCUACAAAAAGAUACCUUGUUGGGCACCAGAAACGUCACCCGAGGGAGCGUCCUUUUUCAUGUUCGGAGUGCGGCAACUGUUUCGCUUCAAAAAGAGAAUUUGUUUACCACCAGAGAUUUCACACGGGCGAACGCCCUUUUUUAUGUUCAGAGUGCGGGAAAUGUUUCACUACGAAUCACUACCUUCUAAUACACCAGAGAUCUCACACCGGUGAGCGUCCCUUUUCAUGUUCAGAGUGCGGGAAAAGUUUCACUAUGAAACAACAUCUUUUUGUACACCAGAAAAUUCACACAGGUGAACGUCCUUAUUUUUGUUCAGAGUGCGGGAAAAGUUUCACUCUGAAACAACAACUUUUUGUACACCAGCGAAUUCACACGGGUGAAUGUCCUUAUUCUUGUUCAGAGUGCGGGAACUGUUUCACGUCGAAAAGAGGCUUUGUUCGCCACCAGAGAAUUCACACAGGUGAAUGUCCUUUUUCGUGUUCAGAGUGCGGGAAAAGUUUCACUAUGAAAGAAAAGCUUCAUAUACACCAGAGGAUUCACACAACUGAGCGUCCCUUUUCAUGUUCGGAGUGCGAGAAAUGUUUUGCUGCAAAAAGAUACCUUGUUCAGCACCAGAAACGUCACACGGUUGAGCGUCCUUUUUCAUGUUCAGAGUGCGGGAAAUGUUUCACCGAAAAAAGACUCCUUGUUCAACACCAGAGACUUCACAAGGGUGAGCGGCCUUUUUCGUGUUCGGACUGCGGGAAAUGUUUCACUGCGAAAACAAGCCUCCUUAGACACCAGAGAAGUCACCUCGGUGAUCAUCUUUCUAAUGUUCAGAGUGCGGGAAAUGCUUUACACCCAAAGGAAAUGUAGCUGAGUAGUAAAUAAUCUGUUUUCAGGUGAAGUCUUCCAAGUUGAGUCUUCUACUGGCUUCUUCCUUUUUCUUGGAGACUUCAUCUUCUGAAAGUCCCGGCUCUCUUUCUGGCCAAGUUCGGUUGUCCCCAUUCCUCUUUUUCCAUUCUUUCCCAAUAACCAAAUCCAGUAAGAGGAGUGGGAGUCCCCCAUAAAGGUCCAUCGUAUAUACAGACCCCGACCUCAAGAGACGAAGGCCUACCAUGAGAUUUUAAUUACCCACCAAACUCCGAUCCUCCGCCUUCACCCGGAGAAAAGAGACGAAGGCCUACCAUGAGAUCCUCCGCCUUCAUCCCCGAUCUCAAGAGACGAAGGCCUUCCAUGAGAUUUAAUUACCCACCAAACUCCGAUCCUCCGCCUUCACCCGACCUCAAGAGACGAAGGCCUACCAUGAGAUUUUAAUUACCCACCAAACUCCGAUCCUCCGCCUUCACCCGGAGAAAAGAGAUGAAGGCCUACCAUGAGAUCCUCCGCCUUCACCCGGAGAAAAGAGAUGAAGGCCUACCAUGAGAUUUUAAUUACCCACCAAACUCCGAUUCUCCGCCUUCACCCGGAGAAAAGUGACAAAGGCCUACCAUGAGAUUUAAUUACCCACCAAACUCCGAUUCUCCACCUUCACCCAGAGAAAAGAGACGAAGGCCUACCAUGAGAUUUUAAUUACCCACCAAUCUCUGAUUCUUCGCCUUCACCCGGAGAAAAGAGAUGAAGGCCUACCACGAGAUCCUCCGCCUUCAUCCCCGAUCUUAAGAGACAAAGGCCUAACAUGAGAUUUUAAUUACAGACCAAACUCCAAUUCUUUGCCUUCACCCGGAGAAAAGUGACAAAGGCCUACCAUGAGAUUUAAUUACCCACCAAACUCCGAUCCUCUGCCUUCACCCGGAGAAAAGAGAUGAAGGCCUACCAUGAGAUUUUAAUUACCCACCAAUCUCCGAUUCUCCGCCUUCACCCGGAGAAAAGAGAUGAAGGCCUUCUAUGAGAUUUUAAUUACCCACCAAACUCCGAUUCUUCGCCUUCACCCGGAGAAAAGAGAUGAAGGCCUACCAUGAGAUUUUAAUUACCCACCAAUCUCCGAUUCUCCGCCUUCACCCAGAGAAAAGAGAUGAAGGCCUACCAUGAGAUUUUAAUUACCCACCAAUCUCCGAUUCUCCGCCUUCACCCGGAGAAAAGAGAUGAAGGCCUACCAUGAGAUUUUAAUUACCCACCAAACUCCGAUCCUUCUUCUUCAGCCGGAGAAAAGAGAUGAAGGCCUACCAUGAGAUUUUAAUUACCCACCAAACUCCGAUCCUCCGCCUUCACCCGGAGAAAAGAGACAAAGGCCUACCAUGAGAUCCUCCGCCUUCAUCCCCGAUCUCAAGAGACGAAGGCCUACCAUGAGAUUUAAUUACCCACCAAACUCCGAUCCUCCUCCUUCACCCGGAGAAAAGAGAUGAAAGCCUACCAUGAGAUUUUAAUUACCCACCAAACUCCGAUCCUCCGCCUUCACCCAGAGAAAAGAGAUAAAGGCCUACCAUGAGAUUUAAGUACCCACCAAUCUCCGAUCCUCCACCUUCACCAGGAGAAAAGAGAUGAAGGCCUUCUAUGAGAUUUUAAUUACCCACCAAACUCCGAUUCUUCGCCUUCACCCGGAGAAAAGAGAUGAAGGCCUACCAUGAGAUUUUAAUUACCCACCAAUCUCCGAUUCUCCGCCUUCACCCAGAGAAAAGAGAUGAAGGCCUACCAUGAGAUUUUAAUUACCCACCAAUCUCCGAUUCUCCGCCUUCACCCGGAGAAAAGAGAUGAAGGCCUACCAUGAGAUUUUAAUUACCCACCAAACUCCGAUCCUUCUUCUUCAGCCGGAGAAAAGAGAUGAAGGCCUACCAUGAGAUUUUAAUUACCCACCAAACUCCGAUCCUCCGCCUUCACCCGGAGAAAAGAGACAAAGGCCUACCAUGAGAUCCUCCGCCUUCAUCCCUGAUCUCAAGAGACAAAGGCCUACCAUGAGAUUUAAUUACCCACCAAACUCCGAUCCUCCUCCUUCACCCGGAGAAAAGAGAUGAAAGCCUACCAUGAGAUUUUAAUUACCCACCAAUCUCCGAUUCUCCGCCUUCACCCGGAGAAAAGACAUGAAGGCCUUCUAUGAGAUUUUAAUUACCCACCAAACUCCGAUUCUCCGCCUUCACCCGGAGAAAAGAGAUAAAGGCCUUCUAUGAGAUUUUAAUUACCCACCAAACUCCGAUUCUUCGCCUUCACCCGGAGAAAAGAGAUGAAGGCCUACCAUGAGAUUUUAAUUACCCACCAAUCUCCGAUUCUCCGCCUUCACCCGGAGAAAAGAGAUGAAGGCCUUCUAUGAGAUUUUAAUUACCCACCAAACUCCGAUUCUUCGCCUUCACCCG